Messenger RNA from Dermacentor silvarum, 909 nucleotides. RefSeq lists its product as uncharacterized. Lineage: Eukaryota; Metazoa; Arthropoda; Arachnida; Ixodida; Ixodidae. The coding region runs from base 324 to 902 and encodes 192 amino acids. The record is from RefSeq and is a predicted model, not a curated record. The transcript is spliced from 2 exons.
GACCGCGUGACUGCAGUUGCCAGACUCGAUUCGCAAACUGUGUGGAUGCGAGUGGAGGAGCAAGGCGAUGACGGUGAUGACGGUCUUUAUUCUGUGGGUGAUGGUGAUAACGUGACGGCGGGCAGUGCGACGGGAAGUGUGUCGAGGCGUCGAGUGCUCCUUCAGCUUCUUGCGAUGUGACCGAUAUCUUGCACGACAGCCACUUUGAACCACUGCUUAUCGUGUGAGAACUUUCCUUGUGGAGUUUAAGCGGUUGUGCGGUUGAAGGCUCUGCUCAUUCAAGCCAGAUUUGAGAUUUUGUCAUUGCUCCUGCCAUCCCCGUCAUGAGUACCAACGACCAUAACGGUGAUUCUAGUACAUACUCGAUAAAGAUAUUUUCUGCGCUCGUACGGUCAACUGCUAGCGUAGAACCGCGUAAUUCCAUGCUUCAUGCUGCACCUUCAGAAUCACAUGGCCCACUUGCAAGAAGCUCAGAUCCAGCAUUGGACAUUGCUGUCCACUACAUCAAGCCCUUAAGGUGUGGUGGCCGUGAAUCUUCUGUAGUAGUGGUCGACCUUGCCAGACGAUUUGACGUCCUAGCUUUGGCGCAGCAAGUUGGCGAGCCGCAUCUGCUGGACAGCUUAUCACGUCUGCAUGUGGUACACUGCCCUUGCCCAGAGGCCCUAUUCUGCACAUUAGAGAAACUGCUGCUCAGUGUUGUGCCUAUUGCACUGCUUGCUGUGUAUGCAGCACCCAUGCAUCGCUGGCACAGCCCUCAGGGAAACAUGCAGGUGGCACGCCUUCAAGAGCUGGCCACUGCUCACGGGGCCAAAUUCUAUGCGAUACCACCCACCGUGCGUCUACGGAGCAGACCUAAUGAAGCAUAUUUUGUGUGUGAAUCCGGCGUCCGGAGGUGUAAAUAAAAGUGUU